AUGGAUCGCGGUGAGAACUCCAAUCCCAUUGACAUCCACCUGAGCACAUUUGUGGACGGUGAGUAUACACGCACUCUUGUGGCCGCUACAAAAGGGGAUGUCUACAGCUUUGGGAUUGUCAAAUGCGCCACAGAUCUUCAAAGGGAGUUUGGUGGAUUGGAUAACUUACCUGUCAAACAACUCUAUACUACAGGAUGCCAACGAUCUUUGAUUGGGAAGGACAACAAUGCUGAGCUGCUUCAAUGCAUGAAGUUUGCCUGCUCUUGUGUGCUUUUUUCUCCAAUGGAAAGGCCUACAGUGUUAGAGGUUUACCAGCUUCUGAGAGCUGUUGGAGAGAAAUAUCAUUUCAGUGCAGCUGAUGAUGAAUUGACGAUGCAACCUCAAAAUGCCAAUCCUGAAGAUGAGCUUAUUGUAGCAAAGUAG
This is a messenger RNA of Miscanthus lutarioriparius, 423 nucleotides long. The record is from the annotation of a GenBank genome assembly. NCBI's taxonomy places the organism in Eukaryota, Viridiplantae, Streptophyta, Magnoliopsida, Poales, Poaceae.